GAUAUGUCUUCUUCUUCAACUUCAAUCUCUACAAAAAUAUUCAUCUUUCUCGAAUAAUAUUCCAAAACCCAUCUUUUUUUCUCUCAAAUUUUUCUCCUUUUUGCCCUUUCUUCAACUGGGUAUCCGAAUUUCGAUUUGGGUAUUCAAAAAGAUUGGUUUUUGAUGCCAAGUUCAAGUUCAGGCACGUGAAAUUCUGAACAGCUCUGCAAAUUCUCCUCUGUUUUCCCUGGUUUUGGUUCAAAAGUGUUUUGGGGUAUGAAUCCGAGUAACGGGAAAGGACCCAUCUCCAUGGCUAGUUCCAGCGCCUCUUGGAGAGUAGGAGAUGGUGUUUCCGAUCAGUUUCCGGCGGGUCUGAGGGUGCUGGUUGUUGAUGAUGAUCCGACUUGUCUCAGGAUCUUGGAGAAGAUGCUUAGGACUUGUCUUUAUGAAGUAACAAAAUGCAAUCGAGCAGAGACGGCGUUAUCACUCUUACGAGGGAACAAAAAUGGAUUCGAUAUUGUUAUCAGUGAUGUCCACAUGCCAGAUAUGGAUGGAUUCAAGCUGCUAGAGUAUAUUGGUUUGGAGAUGGAUCUCCCAGUUAUCAUGAUGUCUGCAGAUGAUGGGAAAAAUGUUGUGAUGAAGGGUGUAACUCAUGGCGCCUGUGAUUACCUUAUCAAACCUGUACGUAUAGAGGCACUGAAGAACAUAUGGCAGCAUGUGGUCCGGAAGAGGAAGAAUGAGUGGAAGGAUUUUGAGCAAUCAGGAAGUGUAGAAGAAGAUCGGCAGCAAAAGCAAUCUGAUGAGGCAGAUUACUCAUCUUCAGCCAAUGAAGGUAACUGGAAAAAUUCCAAAAAGAGGAAAGAUGACGAAGAAGAAUCAGAGGAGAGGGAUGAUUCAUCCACCCUAAAGAAGCCAAGGGUAGUUUGGUCUGUCGAACUCCAUCAACAGUUUGUUGCAGCAGUCAAUCAGCUAGGCAUUGACAAGGCUGUUCCAAAGAAAAUUUUGGAGUUGAUGAAUGUUCCGGGGCUUACUAGAGAAAAUGUUGCUAGCCACCUACAGAAGUAUCGGUUGUAUCUUAGAAGGCUAAGUGGGGUAUCACAGCAUCCAAAUAACUUGAAUGGUUCUUUUAUGAAUCCCCAAGAAGCAGCUUUUGGGCAACUGUCUUCACUCAAUGGGCUUGAUCUUCAAGCUCUUGCUGCUGCUGGUCAGCUUCCAGCGCACAGUCUUGCCACACUUCAAGCAGCAGGGCUUGGUAGGUCAACUCCAAAAUCCAGCAUUCAUAUGCCCCUUGUUGACCAGAGAAACGUCUUUAGCUUUGAAAAUCCAAAGUUGAGACUUGGCGAGGGGCAGCAGCAACAUAUGCCCAGUAAUAAGCAGAUGGGCUUACUUCAUGGAAUCCCAACAACCAUGGAGCCAAAGCAGCUUGCUAAUCUGCAGCAUACUGCUCAAUCCAUUGGAAACAUAAAUAUGCAAAUCAAUUCCCAAGGAGGGCAAAGCAGCCAGAAUAAUUCUCUGCUGAUGCAAAUGGCCCAGUCACAGUCAAGAGGGCAGAUACUUGGUGAAACAGCCGGGGGUCAUGUUCCGAGGCUUCCUUCAACCAUAGGACAGCCUAUCUUGACACCUGAUAUUGGUCCUAAUGUCUCUGCAAGAAAUGGAAUUCCUGAGAACAUCAGAAGCACUGGUUACAAUCCGGUUUCACAAACCUCCUCAUUGUUGAAUUUCCCCAUGACCCCUACUUCAGAAUUGUCUGUUAAUAGCUACCCUCUUGGAAACACUUCUGGAGUAUCCAGUCUCCCAUCCAAAGGGUCAUUUCAGCAAGAUAUUAAUUCGGACAUUAAAGGAUCAGUGGGAUUCAUGCCAAGUUUUGAUAUAUUUAAUGACUUGCAUCAGCAUAAAUCUCAAAAUUGGGAGCUAGAGAAUGUGGGCAUGACAUUUGAUGCUUCACGGCAUUCAAACUCUGCACAGGGCAGUCUUGAUCUUGCACAAUCAGUUUUAGCACAUCAAGGGUUUUCUUCUGGUCAAAUGACAGGACAGAACCGAAAUGCAGCAGCCAUAGGCAGCACAAUGUUCUCAUCAAAUAAUGGAACUGAGCAUGGGAAUGCACAAAAUGUUGGCCCUCACCUAAAUGCCCUUCUUAUUGACAAUCAAAUAAGAGUUAAGACCGAGACAUUUCAUGAUUCUAAUCCUGCCAAUAUCUUUCCUGAGCACUUUGGUCAAGAGGACCUCAUGAGUGCCCUUCUGAAGCAGCAAGAGGGCAUUGCAUCAGCUGAACAUGAGUUUGAUUUUGAUGGAUAUUCAAUGGAUAAUAUUUCGGUGUAGGGCAUUUCCCAUUCUCCAUUCUCUUUAUGGUUGCGGUUUCCAACGUACAUAAUCACUAUCACAGAAAUAUUUCUCUUAUGCAAUCAGUUUGCUGGAGCUCAAGUUUGUCUCUUCUGCACAAAACAGGGUUUGCUUGCUUUCAAAUACUGCAUCUUCUCUUUUGAAUAUCUAGUUAUGCUGGUUUCUCUUGGACAUAGAAGGAUCAGAGGAGGACUAGUAUCAACCAGGAUCAUUUGUCAGAAGAAAAAUUAUGAAGCAUGUAAGAUACUGCUGCAUGAUAUGCAAAGGCAUGCAUGCAAAAUUUUGGUUGUUUUUAGUAGCAAAGAAGCAACUAAAUUGUAGGAUGCUUUUGAAGGUUUUAAGUAUGGGGAGAACAUUGCUUUUAGACAGCUGCAAACGGUAGGGAGAUUUUCUAAUAACAGAUCAAGCUUGCUGCUAUUGCUUCUUUCAUUCUUCUCAGACCCCACUCUCCGGAUUAUCCUUGCUCUUUCCGGUCUCAUUUUCCAUUUUUUCUUGUUAGGGAAUUGAAUGUGAUGUACAUAUUCCAUUGGAUUGCUUUAGACAUAAGUCUGAGCAUUCAUUUCAGGCUCUCUUGGACUUGAAUCUUAUAAGACUCUCAUUUGGCUUCGUUGAUUUACCCUACUCUUCAAAUUAAUGAGAUUCUCUUCUUUUCCAGUGUGUAAGACGCAGGCAUGAAGUUUUCGAUGUA
This is a messenger RNA of Rubroshorea leprosula, 3007 nucleotides long. The record is from the annotation of a GenBank genome assembly. NCBI's taxonomy places the organism in Eukaryota, Viridiplantae, Streptophyta, Magnoliopsida, Malvales, Dipterocarpaceae.